AUGAGGCUCGUUCCAAAAUGCCUUGGACAAGAAAUACCUGCUACGCUACCGGAGCCCCCGCCGGCCUGCACUAUCGCCGGGCCCACCACUGCCUCUCGUUCGCAAUGGAAACCGAUGCAUGCGACGACAGUUGAGGGCACAUCACGUCGAGCUCAUUGUGGGUACGUGGCUGGAGGCGGUGGGGUGAAAGCGGGGUGGAUAAUUUCCGCAUCCGAUCCGAUCCGAAUCCGCGUUACGAGGAUAUGGAUUAAGGUUUUAGAUAUCCAUGAGGAUAUGGAUAAUCCGCAUCCGAUUGUUGCGGAUAUGGAGGAGGAUAUGGUCGCUGUCAGCGACAUCUAUUUGCAUCUUCGUUCCCCGACCGCCGCUACUCUCGUGCGUGCUACUGUUUUCUUCGACACAACAAUAGAUAUGACCUCCUUAGUCAAGGUGGACAUCUGCUUUAGAGAAUGGUAUUCGUGGGAGACUGAAAACAAUGAGGUCAAAACCUUUAACGAUGUUUUCAAUCCUAGUAACCGAAAAAGGGGCAAAUGCAAUUUGAUAAAGUUUUUUAAUCGUUUGCGUCAAAUCAGGUGCUUAAAGAUAUCAAGCUGUGAAUACCUGAAGGUUAUUGACAGAGUUGUUGGUUCAAUUGGAAAGUUUAAUAAUCUAACCAAACUUGAACUCCAAGUGGGUGUUGAAUGGCAUUUGCUUGUAAAGUUUCUGGAAGUUGCUGAUAAUCUUGAAGUCCUUAUUGCUGAUGUAGAAAUUCAUAAUUCCUGUAUGGAGCCGAAACAAGUGCCUAAAUGCCUACAAUCGUCUCUAAAAACUAUAACAAUUAAGCAACAAGGUUUUGAAGAGCAUGAACUUGACCUGGUGCGUUAUCUUUUGAGGAAUUCUCAAGUACUUCAGAGAAUGGAAAUAUUACCUCGGAAAGAUAGAUCAACGUCGACUUCCGAAAACGGUUUCGAGGCAGCAUUCAAAGCGCUUCAAAGAAUUUCAUUGUUUGAGCGAGGAUCCAAGGCAUGCCAGCUUGCCUUCUUUUCAGAUUGUUGA
Messenger RNA from Striga hermonthica, 1032 nucleotides. The record is from the annotation of a GenBank genome assembly. NCBI's taxonomy places the organism in Eukaryota, Viridiplantae, Streptophyta, Magnoliopsida, Lamiales, Orobanchaceae.